AAGAAAACGAAGCACACGAGCUGUCAAAAUUUAGCUAAACAAUUUUGUCAAUACACCAACCACAGCGACGCUUGUGCGGUCCACAAUUCCGCCCAAAUACGCCAAUAGCUAACAUCGUGCCCGAGCCUGCUCCAUAUUUUCAUCUAGAUUAAUGCAACAAUACUAUGGCUGAGUUAUGCAAUUCCCUGGCGUGCCGGCUGUGCUUGCAAAAACAGUUCCAGCUGCUUCCGAUGUUCCCAGCAAACGAGCCCGUGAACGACGAUCUGCUGCGGAAAAUAUACGAAUGCGCAUCGGUGCGAAUAUCGUACGAGUACGAUCAAAGUUCCGCCAUCUGCAUCAAGUGCAUCGUGGAUGUGGAGCAGUUCUACACCUUCAAGCAGCGGUGCGUGGAAAACGAUGUGCUGUUUCAGAAAUUGCGCCAGGACUGCAGCGAACGCGGCGGCUUGGAUGAGGGCGAAUUCGAGGGUGUUCCGUUACCGGAGACAGAGUUCAUCGAGCCCAUAACGAACCUGGAUUGUCCCCGACCGGAUGCAUCGAAAGCGUUGGAAUCAUUCGCUGGACCGUCGCAGCUGACGCAGAUCGGGUACAAUUAUCGCAUCGUGCGCGUGAACGGUGAAAGCGAUGUGCUAGUUUACCACAAGCACCGGUUUUACCAGCCGGAACCGAAAGCGGCCGAUUCGAACAAGUGGAUCUGUGUGGCGUACGCAUCAAAUAACUGUCCGGCUAGCAUUACCAUCCCGUCGUCGGGUGGCCUUCCGCUAGCCUUGUUCACAAAGUCCGUACGUCAUAAUCACAGCGAGAGCAUAGUGCAAAUGAUAGGAACGGCGGAGGAACCGGGUAGCGAAGAGAUAGUUCAUUCCGAACCCGGCUAUGCACUUGUCGUCGAUCCCAGCCGGCGAAUGCGACUGUUGGCCGGUGGGUACCGGUUUCGACUACGCCACGCAAUGUUUGGUGCUGGCAGAAGUUUGUGGGCCUGUGUACGGACGGAGUGUUCAGCCAGCGUUCAGCUAUCAUACGAAGACUCCCGGACGUGCAUAGUGGGCGACGAAUCGCAUUGCCACGAGAUGGAAUCAAGUCUGCCUUUGCUCACUACAAACACAGAGCUAAUGGCCCAGCAAAAGCCAAAACAACUGGUAAGAACAUACGGACUCAAUUAUUUCAUUGCCGAAGGGGCACUAGUGUACAGCGGAAACUAUUACAAGCCACAUGAUUCCGCUGACCAUGCUGGUGCAGACCAAGCGGCGGUUUGGAAAUGCCGGAUGAAAGAUUGCGCCGCAAAGGUUGAGAUACAGCAUAAAACGAUUGCCACGAGCACUGGCAACCAUAACCAUGCUCGACAAAUCACGAAAACCACCAAUGCGGUAGCAAAGCAAACCAUACAGCAGGGUGUAAACUAUCGGCUGAUGGUUGAAGAGCACGGUUACGUACGAUUGCAGCAUCGGAAGCAAAAGUACGCGCUACAGAAGCUGCUCCCAAACGGCACAUCAGAGUGGGCCUGCGUUGGCAAGGUGUUGGGCUGUAAAGUAAUGCUAAGAAUGCUCCCCGACGAGCAAAUCGUGUAUGGCUGCACCCAAAGUUCCACGGUAAAACACGAGCAUCGGGUAGGAAAUGUGUUGGAGCAACAUUUUCUCCCCGACGCAGCUGGUGGAGAGAAAGCCCCUGGGACGGAGCGGAAAUUAUGGUGCACUCCCGCCUAUGAACUGCUGUGGAAUCGUAACAGCAAACCAAUCGUUCGCCGACAGGACUACCGGUACUACGGGCGAACAGCGUACGUAAACGGUGCCAUUGAGUGGCACUGCGUCCGGGGAGUUGGCACCCAUUGUGAGGCAACGGUCACAAUCGGCAAGUGUGGCGAGAUUGUUGCCGAACACCCGGUACACGAUCACGAGCGCACGCGAAUUGACCAUUUGCAUAGGAUGCAGCACACAUCGGGGCCGAAUCCUAGCUCGCGUGAUAUUUUCACCAGUCCUGGGCCGGUUCGCUUAUUGGCCGGAGGCUUCAACUACCGCCGGAUGCACGACGAUCAUCUAAACAUCGAUAUCGUCGUACACGUUGCCCACAAGUACUUACCCGACGGUUCCGGCACGAAUGGCUACCACUGUAUCCUGCGCGACGGAACGCAAGCCUGUCCCGGCAAAAUCGUGCUCACGAACAACGCUCUCUGUGCCGAGAUAGUGGCGACGCACAACCAUUUGGCUCGCGCGGUGCCAAAGAUUGUAGAGCCGGACCGUACUGCGCAGGUGAUCGUGGAAGGCCCGAACUACGAACUCAUCUACUCGAUGACCGGGCGCAACUGUUUGCUACUGCACGAGGGGCACGUUUUUCGGGUGUACAAGCUGCAGGAGCCAACCCAAACUUCCCGCUGGCGCUGCAUCCACAGUGAGGCCGGAUGCAAAGCGUUCCUGAGCGUGCCGCUAACGCUCAGCAAACCGGCAACCAUGGACGAUCAUCCGCACGAUCAUUCUAGGGUAAGGCAUGAUAGCACCGCCAACCUCGUGAAGGUGAAAGAGGAAAUCUCCGACGAUUCGAAACGGGCCCCGGCGAGACGCCGUGAAACGUACGAAUGCAUUAAAACGGAAGAUUCGCCCCGGUUGCGGCCACGCGCCGUGCGGGAAACACUCAGCACGGAGGAUGUGAAGGGGACGCUGGCGCUUAUCAAUCCAACGACCUCGGAUGACCAAUCGCACGAGCUUACGCUGAGCAUGUUUCAAGACAUUCGCGGCACACUGAUCAAGGAAGAGAUGAAGCGCGAAAUGCUGCAGAUUAAGCCAGAUCCCGACGCCAUGACCUGCUUCCUGAAUGGCCAUCUGUACGUACGCCAGUUUGAGGAUCUCGAAUCGCUCGAAUCGCCGGAAUGGCUCUGUGCCUUCCAUUGGACGCUGGGCUGCAAUGCGCGUUUGAGCGAUCUCUCCAUUCACACGCACGAACGGUUUGCCACCGUCCGCACGAACGACCGGUUCAACAUGCUGAAAAAUCUGAUCUCCCAGGGUUUGGUUGGCCAGCGGGGGGUUAUUACGCAGAUGCCCGGCGGCCAAAAGGUGUCAGAGUACGAGCUGGUGCCAAGCAACGGCAACCUUUCGCUGAUGAUUGACGAGAAUCGGUACUACUUCUACAAGGCGAAAAAUAACGGCGAAUGGUUGUGGCGGUGCGUACGGUACCGCUGGCAGGGAUGCAAGAUCGGGGUGGCCGUUUCGCACUGCUUCGGGAAGUAUUACUACCAGCCGUACGGUAAGACGGAACACGUACACACUCCCUAAGCGUAGAUGGAAGCAAGGCUCAUCCAUGGCCAAGCUGAACGUUUCGCAGAUCCGUUUGUAUGUCACAGCGGGACCGCUAUUGUGCUUAGCCCAAGCCCUUAAGGCUCGAUUGGAGCUCGCAGGGGCUAGGGCAGCCCCUGUUUUAUAUUUUAAGUUAACAUUAAAAUGUCUUGUAGAGUACGAACAACUACUAGCUUCUGUCUUGAUGUGAGCAAAACAUAACGAUACAGCUGUGUACAGACGAGUUCUACCAACAUUAUGCGCGAUCGUGUGAUUUCUUCAAGCGCAUACAAUACUAGUAAAAAUACGUUACAAAAUAAAUGUGCUAAGUUUGAUUCGAACCGAAA
Messenger RNA from Anopheles arabiensis, 3604 nucleotides. RefSeq lists its product as uncharacterized. Lineage: Eukaryota; Metazoa; Arthropoda; Insecta; Diptera; Culicidae. Gene Ontology annotation, cellular component: nucleus. The transcript has 2 exons. The record is from RefSeq and is a predicted model, not a curated record. Gene Ontology annotation, molecular function: zinc ion binding. Bases 165 to 3257 code for a protein of 1030 amino acids.